AUGGGCCUGCGAGACAAGCUCAUGAAACGGGAUGGGAGUGGGAGCCCAGAGCCCAAGGCCCCAUCCACGGACAGGGGCAACAUCAUUGGGCAGAAUGGCUACGCUCCCGAAUUCACCUUUAUACGGUCCGACACGGCCUCGAUGGAAGUCAUCCAUCCCGGCAACGGCGGCAGCACCACGUCGGCCUCCGUACCCGCUCCCCACGACGACGGCGGGCACCUCUCGCCCACCAAGGAGCCAAGCACCGGCUUACGGCGCAGCCUAUCCAUCUUUCACUCCAGCCGCUCGCGCAGCGCAUCCGUCUCCUCCCAGGUGAGCCAGCAGUCGUCGAGCAAGGAAGGCAGCGGAAGCCGCCGCCGGCGCCUCUCGGAGCGGCUGCACCUGCGACACCACCAGGUCGCGUCGUCCGACAGCGUGCCCGACAACCUUCCGGCCAUUGUGGUGGCGGGCGACGACAAGGACACGCUCGAGUCGCAGUGGGAACAGCGCGCGACGCUGCUGGCCGUGCAGAACGAGCUGGCGCGCAGCGCGUCGGGUUCACCGGGCGUCGGCGGCAGUACGGCGAGCCUCAGCAUCAGACCGAGGUCGUCGUCGUCGCAGACCAGCAGCCCGGCGGCCGCCGCGGGAGGGCGGAUCAGAUCGCGGAGCCUCUCGCCGGGGAUGGUGGCGACGAACACGACGACGGAACCUCCGCCGCUACCCAAGGCAGUGUCGUCGAAGAAGAUUGACGACGACAUCCAAGAGGCCAUCCGGCUACACGAAGAGGGCGACCUGCAGCGGUCCACGGCCAUCUUUGGGAGGCUGGCGGACACGGAGGGCGCCAACAAUCCGUUGAGCCAGGUGUUGUUUGGACACGGAUGGGGAUGUGAACCAGACACCGCGCGCGCGGGCCAGUACCUGUCGGCCGCGGCGACCAACUCGGCCAAGAUCGAGGACAUGGCCCUCAAGGCGGGCAUGCAGAAGGGCGGCGCGGCCAAGGGCGAAUUAAUCCUGGCCAUGUUCGAGCUGGGCAAUUGCUUCCGCCACGGCUGGGGCAUGCGCAAAGAUCCCGAGGCCGCCAAGGAGUUUUACGAAACGGCGGCCAACCUGGGAGACACUGAUGCCAUGAACGAGACGGCCUGGUGCUACCUCAACGGCUUUGGCUGCGACAAAAAAGACAAGUUUCAGGCGGCUAAAUACUACCGCAGAGCGGAGAAUGCGGGCAACAAGACACUCGGCAACUCAUGGAUCUGGAAGGAAAAGUACGACCCGGACAAGCAGAAGCCGGACAAGCAGGAGAAGAAAAAGUAA
This is a messenger RNA of Cordyceps fumosorosea ARSEF 2679, 1290 nucleotides long. RefSeq names its product Tetratricopeptide-like helical. Lineage: Eukaryota; Fungi; Ascomycota; Sordariomycetes; Hypocreales; Cordycipitaceae. Gene Ontology annotation, molecular function: protein binding. The transcript is spliced from 4 exons. The record is from RefSeq and is a predicted model, not a curated record. The coding region runs from base 1 to 1290 and encodes 429 amino acids.